Paracoccidioides brasiliensis Pb18 is the source of this 1551-nucleotide messenger RNA. RefSeq lists its product as uncharacterized. The transcript has 2 exons. Gene Ontology annotation, molecular function: heme binding; flavin adenine dinucleotide binding; acyl-CoA dehydrogenase activity. The record is from RefSeq and is a predicted model, not a curated record. Bases 1 to 1551 code for a protein of 516 amino acids.
AUGGCAUCCAAACUAGCAGAUAGGAAGAUCUCGCGGGAGGAAGUUGCGCAAAACAACACGGAAGAUUCCUGUUGGUGUAUCAUCGACCACAAGGUCUACGACUUGACUGAUUUCCUCGAUGCGCAUCCCGGUGGCAAUGUCGUCCUCACCCAGAUUGCCGGAACAGAUGCGACAACCGCCUUCUACAACCUCCAUCGACACGAGGUGCUGCAAAAAUAUGCCAACCUUUGCAUCGGCACCGUCGAGAACGAGAUGCCCGAGGUGGUUGACCCACAGCCUGGGGAUCUCAGCAAGGUGCCAUAUGGCGAACCCAUAUGGCUAUCCCCUGUCUACAAGAGUCCUUACUACAACGAUUCGCACCGUAGACUACAGAAGGCGUUACGAAAGUUUGUCGAUACGCAUGUGUAUCCAGAAGCGCAGGAGAAGGAACUUGACGGCACUUAUAUCUCCCAAGACCUCGUGGAUAAGAUGGCGGAGACGAAUUUGUUAGCUAUGCGAUUGGGUCCGGGGCCGCAUUUGCAUGGUCGAAAACUGUUCGGCGGCAUCAUCAAGGGAGAGGAGUUUGAUUACUUUCAUGACCUUAUCGUUGCGCAGGAGCUGGCGAGAGCCAAUGCUCGAGGAUUCCAAGAUGGCAACAUGGCUGGCAUGAUGAUUUCUUUAACAGCCAUACGACAGUGGCUUAAGAACACGGAAUUACGCGACAGGGUCACUGAAGAAUGUCUUUCCGGGAAGAAAUUCAUGUGCCUGGCAGUUUCGGAGGCUUUUGCCGGAUCUGACGUCUCGGGCAUCCGCACUACGGCUACAAAAACUCCCGAUGGCAGGCACUACAUAAUCAAUGGAACCAAGAAAUGGAUCACCAACGGCAUGUGGGCCGACUACUUUGUCACGGCUUGCAAAACCGAAAAGGGAUACUCCGUCAUUCUUGUCCCACGCGACGAGAACAUCGAGACCAAACGCAUCAAGACCGCCUACUCAACUACUGCAGCCACUACUUUUAUUCAGUUCGACAAUGUCAAGGUCCCCGUUGAAAAUCUGCUUGGCGAAGAACACAACGGCUUCAUCGUGAUAAUGAGCAACUUCAACCACGAGCGUUGGGCCAUGGCCUGUAUGGUCAGCCGUUGGAACCGCACUGUUGUCGAAGAGUGUCUCAAAUGGGCCAACCAGCGAAUCGUCUUUGGCAAGCCCCUCAUUAAUCAACCAGUCAUCCGUCAGAAGCUAGCCAAGAUGAUCUCUCUCACAGAAGCGUCGCAAUCCUGGUUGGAAACCAUCACGUAUCAGAUGUGCAAUAUGAGCUAUGCACAGCAGACAAAGCACCUCGGUGGUCCCAUCGGGCUUCUCAAGUCGUAUGCCACCCGCUGCGCUCAUCAGAUCGCGGAUGAUGCUGUCAAUAUCUUUGGAGGUCGUGGGAUCACACAGACUGGAAUGGGCAGAGUGGUCGAGCAAUUCCACCGUACCUAUAAGUUCGAUGCCAUUCUUGGCGGUACGGAGGAGAUUCUGGCUGAUCUUGGUGUGAGGCAGGCAAUUAAGCAGAUGCCCAAGGCCAUGCUAUAA